AGCAGUUUCCCCUCCCCCUCCUCCCCCCUCCCCCAGUGCGGGCGGCUCCAGCGCUGUCGCUAUCCGCGCCCUCCCCUGCGCGGGGCUCCGGCCACGCUGCUCUUGUCGCUGCCUCCGGCCGAGCGGGGGGAGGAGGCGGCGGCUCCGGCUCCCACUCCCGUCCGCAUCGCCGUCCGCGGGGCGGCUCGGUUUUGAAGACGAGCUGCUGCAUCAAUAAUCUGAGGAAGGGAGUUCUCCGUUAAGACCACAAGACCACGACUGGAGGCCAAGAACAGAGCGCAGCACUGGCUGUAGGUUUGCUGGCAUGGGUAAUCUCAUUAAGGUGCUAACCAGGGACAUAGACCACAAUGCAGCACAUUUUUUCUUGGAUUUUGAAAGUACCUUAACAUGGGGAACCUUCUAAAAGUUUUGACAUGCACAGACCUUGAGCAGGGGCCAAAUUUUUUCCUUGAUUUUGAAAAUGCCCAACCUACAGAAUCUGAAAAGGAAAUCUAUAAUCAGGUGAAUGUAGUUUUAAAGGAUGCAGAAGGAAUACUGGAAGACUUGCAGUCAUAUAGAGGAGCUGGCCAUGAAAUACGAGAGGCAAUACAGCAUCCCAGUGAUGAGAAGCUGCAAGAGAAAGCAUGGGGUGCAGUUGUUCCACUAGUAGGCAAACUAAAGAAAUUCUAUGAAUUUUCUCAAAGACUAGAGGCAGGAUUGCGAGGUCUGUUGGGAGCCCUGACGAGCACUCCAUAUUCACCAACGCAGCACCUGGAGCGAGAGCAGGCUCUUGCUAAGCAGUUUGCAGAAAUCCUUCACUUUACACUCCGAUUUGAUGAGCUCAAGAUGACAAAUCCUGCUAUACAGAAUGACUUCAGCUACUACAGAAGAACUCUGAGCCGUAUGAGGAUUAACAAUGUCCCAGCAGAGGGAGAAAAUGAAGUAAAUAAUGAGCUGGCAAACAGAAUGUCUUUAUUUUACGCUGAAGCAACGCCGAUGUUGAAAACUUUAAGUGAUGCUACAACAAAGUUUGUGUCAGAGAACAAAAAUUUACCUAUAGAGAAUACUACAGAUUGCUUAAGCACCAUGGCUAGUGUGUGCAGGGUCAUGCUGGAAACCCCUGAAUAUAGAAGCAGGUUUACAAAUGAAGAAACAGUAUCAUUCUGUCUGAGGGUAAUGGUGGGUGUCAUCAUACUCUAUGACCACGUGCAUCCGGUGGGCGCUUUUGCCAAAACUUCAAAAAUUGAUAUGAAAGGGUGCAUCAAAGUUCUUAAAGACCAGCCUCCUAACAGUGUAGAAGGCCUUCUAAAUGCUCUCAGGUACACAACAAAGCAUUUGAAUGAUGAGACUACCUCCAAGCAAAUUAAAUCCAUGUUGCAAUAACGAUUACCUGGAAUCUGCACCUGCUGUAGACAGUAUUCUGCAAUGACUGAGAUGCACAGAUUUUUUUUUUUAUAUAUAUAUAUUUUUUUUUUUUUAGUGAUUGCAACUACUAUCUCGUCCAUUCUUGCUUUUUACUUUCUCUCUUCCUGUUUAACCUUUUCUUUUCUUCUUUCCUUUUUUUUUUUUUUUUUUUUCUUUCUUAAAUCACUUUCUUGUUCUUAAGUAAGCUCAGACUUCUUUUCUGUGCCAAAUCAAUGAAAAUUAUCAGUUCUGGAAAGUGUUUCUCCUUUUCAGAAUAGCCAUCCUAAGUGGCAGCUAAUUAUGCGUUGCGUUUGGAUUUCUCUGUACCGGGGAAAGAUUUGUGACUUGAACUAAAUAUUUUUAAACUUGUGGGGUUGGUUU
Messenger RNA from Dryobates pubescens (Downy woodpecker), 1764 nucleotides. RefSeq names its product CYFIP related Rac1 interactor B (gene CYRIB). The coding region runs from base 388 to 1362 and encodes 324 amino acids. The transcript is spliced from 14 exons. Gene Ontology annotation, molecular function: small GTPase binding. The record is from RefSeq and is a predicted model, not a curated record. Gene Ontology annotation, biological process: regulation of actin filament polymerization; positive regulation of T cell activation. Lineage: Eukaryota; Metazoa; Chordata; Aves; Piciformes; Picidae.